AGAGCAGCAGGCAGAUGAAGCAGCUGAAGUCAGAACCUUCAUGGUGCCCAGGAAGGAGAUCAGCAUGGUGCCGGACAUGGGGAAGUGGAAACGCUCACAGGCGUAUUGUGACUACGUGGGCUUCAUUCUGACGCUGAACGAGAGCGUGAAAGGAAAGAAGCUGACGUGUCGAUUCGAGGUCUCUCAGACAGUGGAGAAGCUGCUGGAUCUUUUAGGGACUCUGGAUCGGUGGAUAAACGAGACUCCUCCGGUCGACCAGCCAUCGCGGUUCGGUAAUAAGGCCUUCAGAACCUGGUUCUCCAAGCUGGAGCAGGAAGCUGAGGCCUUGGUGUCGGCUGUUCUUCCCGUGGAGAAAAGCGCUGCAGCUCCGGAGAUCGCCGUCUACCUGAAGGAGUCUGUUGGGAACCCGACCAGGAUAGACUAUGGAACAGGUCACGAGGCGGCGUUCGCUGCGUUUCUCUGCUGCCUCUGUAAAGUCGGAGUCCUCGGAGUGGCAGACCAACUCGCCAUCGUCUUUAAGGUUUUCUACAGGUAUCUCCAGGUGAUGAGGAAGCUGCAGAAGACCUAUAGGAUGGAGCCCGCUGGGAGUCAAGGCGUGUGGGGACUCGAUGACUUCCAGUUUCUACCCUUCAUCUGGGGCAGCUCCCAGUUUAUAGAUCAUUCGGUGCUGGAACCUCGUCACUUCCUGGACGAGAAGGUGGUCAACGAGCAGCACCAGGACUUCAUGUUUCUGGACUGCAUCAAGUUCAUAAACGAGAUGAAGACGGGUCCAUUUGCAGAGCACUCUAACCAGCUGUGGAACAUCAGCGCUGUUCCGUCCUGGUCCAAAGUCAACCAAGGCCUGAUCAAGAUGUACAAGGCGGAGUGUUUGGAGAAGUUCCCGGUGAUCCAACACUUUAAGUUUGGCACCCUGCUCUCCAUCCAGCCGGUGAAGCCUUAAUGAAGACCAAGGAGACUAAAAUCCCACCAACUCACCCUCUGGCGUCCUUUAGUCCAACAGUAGCAAAUAUCAUCCAUGGAUUCUGAGACAUGUGCUCCCUGGUCUGUGUGCACAUAGUCCUGAACGUUGGCAGACGUCUGGGACCAACAUUGUGGUUGAACUCUGACUUCCUGUUUGUGUUAUUUAUAAAAUGGCUUCACUUUUUGUUUUUUGGAUGUGUGAAUAUGGAUUGAGAUCCUGACUGAAUGGAGCUGAUGCUGAUAAGAAUGAUGGAAAGUUGUCUCUCUUUUUUUUAUUUUUUUUUAUUUGUUUUUUUUUGCAUUUACAGCCAAAGUUUUAAAUUUAGUUGCAACAACUGAAAACUCUUUAAACAGGUGAAACGACAGUAAAAAACAUUUUUCAGAUAAAAAGCUUUGCAUGAAAAUCUUUGUCCCGUCGCUGUCUUCAUAGAGCUCCAGAA
Messenger RNA from Nematolebias whitei (Rio pearlfish), 1400 nucleotides. RefSeq names its product protein phosphatase 2 phosphatase activator (gene ptpa). NCBI's taxonomy places the organism in Eukaryota, Metazoa, Chordata, Actinopteri, Cyprinodontiformes, Rivulidae. Gene Ontology annotation, biological process: mitotic spindle organization. Gene Ontology annotation, cellular component: protein phosphatase type 2A complex; cytoplasm; nucleus. The transcript has 10 exons. The record is from RefSeq and is a predicted model, not a curated record. The coding region runs from base 41 to 940 and encodes 299 amino acids. Gene Ontology annotation, molecular function: protein tyrosine phosphatase activator activity; peptidyl-prolyl cis-trans isomerase activity.